AUGGACAUCUAUGUUUACGAACCGAUCGAUCUUGAGCGUCCCGCAUUCCGGCUUCUACAGUUACUACGAGGGAGAGGGUCGACCAUUGAGUGUAUGCUAUACCAAGCCUAUCUCGAUGGUACAGAUACUAUUCCGUACAAUGCUUUAUCGUAUACCUGGGGCGGUACAAAUAAGACAUCGACUGUGACAGUCAACGGGAAGACACUUGAUGUUACUGAAAAUCUGUACUCAGCCCUUCGACAUCUUCGUUCAGAAGAUGUAGAUAGGGUAUUCUGGGUCGAUGCUAUUUGUAUCGAUCAAGACAACGAAAUAGAACGAGGACAUCAAGUUCAACAAAUGUGCAAGAUUUAUUCGCACGCGGAGGAGGUGGUUGUCUGGCUAGGUCAACCCACGGCGGAAACCAAUGUCCUUAUGGACUCUCUUCGACAACUCGAAGAAUACAGUUUGAUGUAUGCGCAUAGACACUGGGACCUGGCACAGUGGGCCAAGUUCUGGCGAUCGGUUCCUCAGAAUCCAUAUUUUGAGCCACGUCAAGGCUUAGACCUGCUCUUGAGCCGACCAUGGUUUCGAAGAGUCUGGAUCUUACAGGAAAUAGCCAAUGUGAAGAAAGCAAGUGUCUGGUGCGGCAUCAAGUCUGUCAAAGCACAUAUCUUCGCCCUUGCUCCGUCGCUCAUAGGAAUCAAGCCAGAACGCCAUUGUCAAGCUGUCUUGGACAUUAUGCCUGGCCACUUGCGGGAAGAGACCUGGUGGUGUGAAAGCAGAGACUUGUACAACCUUUUACUCAAGUUCAGAGAAAGCAAUGCAAGCGACCCACGAGAUAAAAUAUACGCCUUACUGGGUAUAUCUUCAGACGCUUGCGACACCGAUAGCCUACGCCCGACCUAUACGAAAGACCUCCAGACAGUCAUUCGCGACACUUCGUUGUUCUUGUUCGGACGGUCAGAUGUUUCUUAUGAGACAAUGCCAAUGUUUUUAGAGGAUCUUACGUUUCGGAAUUCUCUAUCCUUCUUAGAGCUUGUCCGAAUGUCUGAUGCGAAGGCAGUCCAACAUUUUCUGAUGCGGCGAGGUCUCGAGGUAUCACUAUCAGAGGCUAUGAUCAAAGCUGCUGCCGAAAAUCAGGAAAAUGGGCAAGAUAUCAUGAACUUUCUUAUUCAGAAACGCGGAAGUGAGAUCACAGUCACAGAUAGAAUUAUCAAAGCCGCUGCAAGAAACAAGACAAGUGGAAGAGACAUCAUAAUCUGUCUUUUUCAGACAUGCGAACAUGAAUUCAAACUCACAAAGGAGGCGUUGAAGGUUUUGCAGGACGUUCUCAGUGAGAUAUUUGGGGAGAUGUUCAGAAAUUUGCUGGAAGAAACUGCCGAUGUGGAUAUACGGGAUGAAGACUUGAACAUUGUCCUAUCCAUGAUGUCAAAGGGAGGCCACAUAGAAGACUUUGAGCUGCUACGAAACAGUAUCAUCAAUGCAGGGAAUGAAUUCUACGCUACCGCACUCCACGCAGCUUCAGCUAUAGGCCAUGAGGCAGUAGUGAAGCUACUACUAGAAAGAGGCGCUAAAAUUAACAUAGAGGGUGCCUAUAGAUCUCCACUCCACGCAGCUUCAGCUAGAGGCCACGAGGCAGUAGUAAGGCUACUACUAGAAAGAGGCGCUAAAAUUAAUAUAGAGGGUGCCUAUAGAUCUCUACUCUACGCGGCUUCAGAGAAAGGCCACGAGGCAGUGGUAAAGUUACUACUGGACAAAGUUGCCGACGUUGACGUAGGAGAUGGAUACUAUCAAACCGCACUCCGCGCGGCUUCAGCUGAAGGUCAUGAGGCGGUGGUGGAGCUUCUGCGUAGCAGGAAACAGGAAAAGCCGGUUUGA
Molecule: messenger RNA, 1857 nt
Organism: Bipolaris oryzae ATCC 44560
Lineage: Eukaryota; Fungi; Ascomycota; Dothideomycetes; Pleosporales; Pleosporaceae
Exons: 1
Coding region: 1-1857 (618 amino acids)
Molecular function (GO): protein binding
Source: RefSeq, a predicted model, not a curated record